This is a messenger RNA of Aplysia californica (California sea hare), 828 nucleotides long. RefSeq lists its product as uncharacterized. The record is from RefSeq and is a predicted model, not a curated record. NCBI's taxonomy places the organism in Eukaryota, Metazoa, Mollusca, Gastropoda, Aplysiida, Aplysiidae.
UGAACAGGAAAUAUCAUGGAAAGCGAACAAACGAAAGACCAACAACAAGGCCAAGAUGAGGAGCAGAAGGAGUCCACCACUCAUUCAAAGAACGCGCCUCCCGAGAUGUCCAAAGACGCCCCCAAUCGUCGGCAGAACAAGAACCCUGUGGACCAAAGUCACGAGACGCUGAUGUCUCCAGAGCCGAAGGACUUGGCAGAGAUUGCCCCCGAGCUCAGAGAAAAGUUGAAGCUAGUUUCACCCGACUUAAAAAAGCCAGCGGCCUCCAGGUCAUCAGGCCACGGUUCAGUGUCCAGUGGAGAAGAUGACAACCACCGGACCCAGGCUGGAGGUCAAGGAUGGGACAACGGAGAGGACUACGAUGACAGUGGCGCCCACACUCAUGGGACAACCUUUCGCGCCAGUCGCGACGACGACCCUGGGGAGAAAACAAUGCAACUCACGGGUAAGACUGCCCAAGGUAUAACAGCAGCAGCAUCAGCAGCAAGAGAAGAAACUGGCGCCAAAUGCGCCGGAAAGGGAGAUGGUACAAAGGCUAUGUCGUUGGAGUCUGGAGCUCGGGCUAAAAAAGGGAAAAAGAAAGCGUUGAGAUUUGGUCGACAGCCACAGCCCAAGUUCACCAGCUGGGACGUGGGUCGUCUGGGCGAGCACUCCAUGGACCAUCUGCCCACGUACAUCGAAAGAGUGCCGCAGAUCAAAGAGUACAUUGACCAAAAUAUUUUGAAGAAGCCAGAAAUAUUUCGGCAGCCGUUGAGUUCUGAUGUUUGUAGUUCUGAUUGUGCUGUGAAGGAGUACCUUGAGAAGCACGGCAUUUGUCAGCUUUUUAGG